Messenger RNA from Lactuca virosa, 2277 nucleotides. The record is from the annotation of a GenBank genome assembly. Lineage: Eukaryota; Viridiplantae; Streptophyta; Magnoliopsida; Asterales; Asteraceae.
AUGGGGAAAUCUGGAGGUAGGAAGAAGAAGGGUGGCGUUGUCAAUCAAAAUCAAAACCCUAGUCAAACCGAGAGUCAAGUGUCGGGAGUUAACACCAAACCGUCAUCAAUGACACCUAAUGGCGGUGUUGGUAUUGAUUUGGAUCCAACUAUUUUCUUAAAAAGAGCUCACGAGCUUAAAGAAGAAGGCAACAAGAGGUUUCAAUCAAGAGACUUCGUGGGUGCACUUGAACAAUACGAGAACGCUCUUAAACUCACCCCAAAAACCCACCCAGAUCGAGCAGUGUACCACAGCAAUAAAGCCGCUUGUUUGAUGCAAAUGAAGCCCAUAGAUUACAAAACUGUGAUCUCCGAGUGCUCCAUGGCACUUCAAGUUCAGCCUCAAUAUGUUCGAGCCUUGCUUCGUAGGGCUCGAGCUUUUGAGGCUGUAGGGAAGUAUGAAAUGGCAAUGUUGGAUGUCCAAACACUCUUAGGAGCUGAACCAAAUCAUCGCGAUGCUUUGGAAAUUGCCCGAAAACUGCGGGCCCCAAUCAUUGGGGCUCGCCAGGAGGCCCAACAGGACCUCCAUAGCCGCCCUUCACCGGCGGCUUUAGGGGCUUCUGCCAUCCGUGGAGCCCCGAUUGCUGGACUCGGGCCCUGUCUGCCCGCCCGUCCAGUUCCAAAAAAGACCGGCACCACCCCUUCUGUUCCGGUCAGUGUUCCCAACAAUAAGACUUAUCCGGUCCCACCUAUUGAGAUUGACCCUGAAGUCAAAACCACCCAGAUGCCAAAUCUUGUUUUGAAGCCUUCUCAUGGUGGUUCCAAUAAACCUACUGCUAAUGGUGAUAAGGAUUCCCAAAAGGAAAAGGUUGUUUUAUCUUCAAAACUGCAAGCUUUAGAGGUUGCAAUUCAAUGGAGACCUUUGAAACUUGUGUAUGAUCAUGAUAUACGUCUCGCCCAAAUGCCAGUGAACUGUAACUUCAAAGUUUUGAGAGAGAUUGUGAGCAAAAGGUUUCCAUCUUCUAAGUCUGUUUUGAUAAAAUACAAAGAUGAUGAUGGAGAUUUGGUGACUAUAACAUGUACCCGUGAGCUCAGAUUAGCUGAAUCGAUUGCAGAUGGCCUUGUGCUUCCAGAUAAAGAACCCGAUACCGAAAAAUUCGACUUAUUUGGGGUUUUGAAAUUGCAUAUUGUCGAGGUUACCCCUGAGCAGGAGCCACCAUUGUUAGAAGAAGUAGAAGAAGAAGAAGUGGAAGAAGAAAAGCCGGUUGAGAUCGAGAGUAUUGAAGUGGAAAACAACGGGUCCCAUUCCAAUUCCGAAAGUGAACAAAAACCGGAAAAGGAAGCCGAAAAAAUACCCGAUGAUCCGGAGUUGAAAGAAGUUGAAAUGGACGAUUGGUUGUUUGAAUUCGCUCAGUUAUUCCGAACCCACGUCGGAAUCGACCCGGAUGCUCAUAUCGACUUACACGAGAUCGGAAUGGAAUUGUGUUCCGAAGCUCUGGAAGAAACCGUAACAAGUGAAGAAGCUCAAACUCUAUUCGACAAAGCGGCUUCAAAGUUCCAAGAAGUGGCGGCUUUGGCUUUUUUCAAUUGGGGAAACGUUCACAUGUGUGCGGCCCGGAAACGGAUUCCGAUCGAUGAUUCCGGGGAUCAAGAAACAGUGUCCACACGCCUUCAAGCAGCAUAUGAAUGGGUGAAAGAGAAAUACACUUUAGCAAGAGAAAAAUACGAAGAAGCAUUGAUGAUAAAACCCGAUUUUUACGAAGGGUUACUCGCGUUAGGUCAACAACAAUUUGAAAUGGCGAAACUUUAUUGGUCGUUUGUUGUUGCAAAAAAAGAUGAUUUGUCAAAGUGGGACCCGACUGAAACGAUUAAGCUUUUCGAUAGUGCUGAAGAGAAGAUGAAAUCCGCAACCGAAAUGUGGGAGAAGCUUGAAGAACAAAGAGCGAAAGAAGCUAAAGAUCCGAAUUUUAUCAGCAAGAAAGAAGAAUCUUUGAAGAAGAAGUCAAAGACUGGUGGUGAAGAAAAAGUCAACAGUGAUGAGGCGGCAGAACAGGCGGCUGUUAUGAGGUCUCAGAUACAUCUUUUUUGGGGGAAUAUGCUUUUUGAAAGAUCUCAAGUUGAGUGUAAAUUGGGUUUGACCGGUUGGAAGGAAAAUUUGGACACUGCGGUUGACCGGUUUAAGCUUGCGGGUGCAUCUGAGGUUGACAUUGCAACCGUUUUGAAGAAUCAUUGUUCCAAUGCAGAAACUGAGGACAACAAGGUGAAAGAUUUAACUUCAGAUGUUGCUGAUCAAUCUUAA